AUGACGGCACGAACUAGGGGACACGAGUGGACGAGGUUACGUCUACGUGGCAGUCGUCGCUUGCGGGAAGAAUUUGUGCUGGAGGACUUUCGAGCAUGGGUCGAUUCUUCGGCGGACUUGUCGGACGAUGAAACAGAGAACGAGGCACGGCAAAAAAAACUUGUCGGUGACGAUGCCGUGUACGAACCAACAGUAAAUGAUAUGUACGAUCGUGACGCAAAAGUUCACCGCAAAUUGGAAACGGAGCGCAGUGGGGUUAAGUAUGCGAAUGUGAGUACAAAUGCGAUCUUUAACAGAGAGGGUGAGCCUCGGUUCGUCGACCAACAGGAAGAUCCGGGGGACGGAAACGCCGUGGCAUUGGCACGUGGCAAUCUUAUUAUGCUGGAUUACUAUUACCGUGUAUAUUCAUAUCAUCCCGAGAUGAAGGCUAUGUCUUAUAUUGGUGAAGAGACGAGAAUGACGGAAGGGUUGGGUACCCUGAUGGCCGGUGCCGUGGUGGUCGGUGCCAUUGUGGCUCUGUGGCUCCGACGGUCCUGUUUGUCCGGAAACAAAGUUCGGCGGGCGGUGUCCCUAGAACUCAAAGCGUACGGGUAUCGACAGUUAUAA
Phaeodactylum tricornutum CCAP 1055/1 is the source of this 606-nucleotide messenger RNA. RefSeq lists its product with no specific name. The transcript has a single exon. The record is from RefSeq and is a predicted model, not a curated record. NCBI's taxonomy places the organism in Eukaryota, Bacillariophyta, Bacillariophyceae, Surirellales, Neidiaceae. Bases 1 to 606 code for a protein of 201 amino acids.